This is a messenger RNA of Besnoitia besnoiti, 588 nucleotides long. RefSeq lists its product as uncharacterized. The transcript has a single exon. NCBI's taxonomy places the organism in Eukaryota, Apicomplexa, Conoidasida, Eucoccidiorida, Sarcocystidae. The coding region runs from base 1 to 588 and encodes 195 amino acids. The record is from RefSeq and is a predicted model, not a curated record.
AUGGAAACUCAUCGAAUCCAAUCUGCGGCUCCUUUGGAGCCGCAGUGUGCCUUGGGAGCGCCGUCUCCGCAGGCCCGCCGCCCGCGACGCCGGCCGCUGCCCGCGCUGCUCGCUGUCGUGACUGCCCUCGUGAUUUGCCUCGUCUGCAUUGAAACGCCUGGCGUCGAGGCGGGCUUUUGGAGGGAACUAGAUCGUAUCGAAGAUGAUCUGGAGGACAAAACGAAAAGCAUGAAGAAGUACUGGAAGAAAGUGAAGAGAUACCACAAGAGAAGUGAGCGGAGCACCAAAGCAGCGAGCAAACUUGAGAGAUACGCGGACUUAUUGACCCAAAAAAUGUUACGCGUCAAGGAAGUCAUGUUUAAUCUUAGGUCCCGACUGGAUCGUGCGCGAGAAGAGGCGGAUAGGUCGUCGGGUCGCAAGAGGAGAAAGAGAGAGAAAAAAAUCAGGGAUGCGGAGGAAGAAAUCGAGGAUACGAAGAAGGAGUGGCGGAGAGCAGAAGAAGUCCUGAGAGACGUCGGACGAGAUGCACCAGCUCUUGACGAUUCUGCCAGUGAUGGCGUACACGGCAGGGAUGAAUACAGGGACUGA